AUGUAUCGUCGCUGUAUAGUUCUCUUCGUACUGUUGAGUCCAGUAUUCUGUCUGUUCAGUCCCAAUGAUGAUGUUAUUAAACUUACUGACCAGAACUUUAAUACGGUAACAUCAAGCAGUGACCUUUGGUUUGUUAUGUUUUAUGCACCUUGGUGUGGACAUAGCAAAAACGCUGCACCAGAUUGGAAACGUUUCGCAACUAACUUCAAGGGUAUUAUAAAGGUCGGGGCUGUGGAUUCGGACGAUAAUCCUGGAGUAACUGGACAGUUUUCAGUUAAGGGCUUUCCAACAAUUAUGAUAUUCGGAGAUAAAAAACACAGUCCUAAAAUAUAUAAAGGUGGCAGAGAUGUCGAACAUCUUAACAAAGAAGCUUUGCAGGAGUUAGUUUCUGUAGUGAAUUCUAGGACGGGUUCAAGUUCUUCAGAUGAUUCGACCGAACCUGAUGUAAUAAAGCUUACAGACAGCAAUUUCGAAGAAAUGGUUCUCAACAGUCAAGAGCCAUGGUUAGUAGAGUUCUUCGCUCCUUGGUGUGGCCACUGUAAAAAUCUAAAGCCUCAUUGGUUCCAGGCAGCACGUGAACUAAAAGGAGUCGUUAAGGUUGGUGCUUUGGAUUCUACAGUUCACAGUCAAAUGACCAAGAAGUAUAGUAUCCGAGGUUUCCCUACCAUUAAGUAUUUCCCUGCUGGACAGAAAACUGAUGAUCCAGUUGAUUACGAUGGUGCUCGAACUUCCGAUGCAAUCGUUGCAUGGGCUAUGGAAAAAGUAGACGCUUUAGCACCAUCACCAGAGGUUAUCGAACUGACUUCGGCAAAUGAUUUAAAAGAAGCCUGCGAAAACCAUCCGCUUUGUAUCAUCAGUGUGUUCCCUAUGCUGUACGACUGUCAGUCAGAUUGUCGUAACAAAUACAUAGAUAUACUAAAGACAGAGGCUGCUAACUUCAAGAAACAGAAAUGGGGAUGGCUUUGGACGGAGGCUCUUAAACAACCUGAAUUGGAAAAGACUUUCGAUAUUGGAGGCUCAGGUUAUCCGGCUAUGGUAGCAGUACAUGGUCGCAAGAUGAAAAGGACUACUCUUCGAGGAUCAUUCAGUUCAACUAGUGUUCACGACUUUUUAAGAUCGCUCUCCGUUGGCGGUGUAAACCUUCCUUUAUUUGAUGUUAAGGCCUUGCCUGAAAUAAAAACAGUCGAACCAUGGGAUGGAAAAGAUGCCAAGCCUAUCGAAGAAGUUGAUGAUAUAAAGGUGGAACUGUGA
Messenger RNA from Heterobilharzia americana, 1251 nucleotides. Lineage: Eukaryota; Metazoa; Platyhelminthes; Trematoda; Strigeidida; Schistosomatidae. The record is from the annotation of a GenBank genome assembly.